AUUGUAAAAGAAAAAAAUUAUUUAUAAAAAACAAGUCUCAGACACCCCUCCCUUUCCUUAACAUCCAACCACAUCAUCCACCAUUUUUUGCACCUCCAAGGGAAAUCUAUCUCUAGUUUCUUACACUAAACAAGGUUGUUUCUUUCUUCUUCUUCUUCUUCUUUUUUGUGGUCACAAGACAGUACAUUGUCGGCGUCAAAUGGGGUGUGCAGUGUCAAAGCAAGAAGAAGAAGACAAUGUGGUCUCGCUGUGUAGAGAAAGAAAAAGACUGCUUAAGUUCGCUGUAGAGAGAAGGUAUGCUUUUGCAGAUGCUCAAUGUAAAUAUAACCAGUCUCUUUAUGGAGUAGCAAUGGCUUUAAGGUUGUUUGUUGCAAGACAUUCAUCUCCAAAUUCUCCUUUCCUUAUUACCUUCCCUUCUACAUCUUCUACUAAUGACCCUAAAGAGACCCUUAUUUGCAAUUCCAACUUUCAUCAACAAAGACCAACUGAAGCCACGCAUGCGACUAUUUCAUGUCAAGACUCGGUUUCUAAAGUGUCUUUAGUGUCUCCCAAGUUAGAGACUAAAAAACAAGAAGUUCAAGAAUGUAGUGAUAGUGAGGAUUUUGAAGAAGAAGGUGACAGUGAAGAUGGAGGAGGGGUUUGCUCACAUUUUUAUGGCAAUGAAGAUGGGGAAGCAGUUUGUGAUCAUUUUUAUGACGAGGCGAGUCCAUUAAUGCCAUCAUCAGAGAGGGGAUUUGGUUGGGAUUUUUUUAACCCUUUUGAUGAAGUGAGGACUGAAGUGGUAAAUGGAUUUCGUCAAAGCUCUGAUGAGGAUUUCAGGGCUGUGAGAGAGAAGGAGGGGAUUCCUGAGCUAGAAGAAGUAAAUGAGAGAGUACAGAGUGAGAAUGAACAAGUGGAUAUGAAAAUUGGUGAUGUGGGUUGCAAAGAGAGUGGGGUUAGUGAUGUGAAAAGUGGGGAUAGUGCUAAUGUUGAAUUAGGAGAGAGCAAGGGUUUAAGAGUGAUUGAUACACCAACAAAGGGGAGGGAAUUGCUGGAAGCAUUGAAGGAUAUUGAGGACCAUUUUAUUAAGGCUUAUGAUUCUGGUUUGGAAAUUUCAAGGAUGCUGGAAGCCAAUAGGGUUCAAUUUCUAUCUGGUUUGGAUGAAAUCAAAGAGAGCUCAAAUAAGCUUGCCCGAUCAAUUACCUGGAGCCGUUCCCUCUCAUCUCGGUCCUCUUCUUCUAAAAGUCUCCUUUCAUCUAGCUCUGUCAGUUCUUCCAUGUGGACAGAACUCAAGAGUGAUCUAUUUGAUGACUAUGGGAUGGAUGCAGGGAGCCACUCCUUGACCCUUGGACGAUUAUAUGCUUGGGAGAAGAAACUUUAUGAGGAAGUGAAGGCUGGAGAGCAGACCAGGAAACUCUAUGUACGAAAAUGCUCUCGUUUGAGAAAUCAGGAUACUUCUGAAGGGGGCCUCCACUUGAUAGAUAAAUCAUGUGCUGAAGCAAAUGACUUGCAUAGUCGAAUCUCAGUUGCGCUGCGAAGUGUGGAAUCAAUCUCUGACAGAAUCCAGAAAUUGAGAGAUGAAGAGUUGGAGCCGCAACUUGUAGAACUGCUACAUGGCCUAAUGAGGAACUGGAAGAUGAUGUUGGAAUCCCACGAAACCCAAAAUCGAGUAAUGCUUGAAGUGAAAUAUUUCAACUCUCCAGCAUAUGGGAAGUUCUCCAAUGACUCUCAUCGUCUCGCUACUCUUCAACUUGAGGCAGAACUUGACAAUUGGCAUUCCUCUUUCACUGCUUAUGUAUCUACACAGAAGGCAUACAUUGAAGCUCUUGGUGGUUGGCUAUCCCAGUUUGUUUCUCCAAAAGUUGAAUUCUGCUCCAGUGGCAACUCUUUAGCCCGUCCUUAUAGAAUAAAUUGGCCACCAUUGGUAGUAACCUGUCAUGAUUGGUUAGCAUGCCUAGAUAAGUUGCCACGUAAGACUGUUGCUUGUGCCAUGAAGAGCUUUGGAAAGGAUAUCCAUGCCCUAUGGAAUCAGCAAGGAGAAGAACAACAACAAAAGAGGAAAGUUGAUGGAUUGGCCAAAGAACUUGACAGGAGGACUCUGGCAUUCCAGAGAGCAGAGAGGAGGAUUCUUGAAUCCAAGAUUUCUGAGCAGGAAUCUAAAUUGACGGCGCGUAACUGCAUAGAAUACAUAGCUGAAAGGAAAAAUCAAUUGGAAAUGUUCAGGAAGAGGCUAGAUGAAGAGCAGGGAAAGCACCUUGCUAGCAUGCAAGAGACACAUGGGAUCACCAUAAAUGGAUUUCAGAGAGGAUUUUCUUCAGUUUUUGAGUCCUUGGCUGAGUUUUCGAAGGCAACGGUAAAGAUGUAUUCUGAUCUCGUUACGUACAUGAAAAAUGCAAAAACAGAAGAGAAUAAUGAUAGUAACAUAUCCUAUAUGGAAGAGAUGGGAUCCCAGGCUCCAAGUUGUAAGGCAUAAUAGGUGAAAAUAGAACUACUGUAGUGUUUUGAGAAUCUUGCAGGCUUUUCCAAUCCUUUGUUUCUCAAAAAGGGAAUUGCAUAGUGAGGUUCUUAAAUAGUUGUAUCAUAUUCUUGGAGACAGCUAGUUGUUUUAAUCCAUGUUUGAUGUCAUGGUUUAACCAUGCUUUUGA
Populus euphratica (Euphrates poplar) is the source of this 2624-nucleotide messenger RNA. RefSeq lists its product as uncharacterized. The record is from RefSeq and is a predicted model, not a curated record. Bases 200 to 2452 code for a protein of 750 amino acids. Lineage: Eukaryota; Viridiplantae; Streptophyta; Magnoliopsida; Malpighiales; Salicaceae. The transcript has 4 exons.